AGGCGGGGCGCGGGGUGGCUCGGACUCCGGCAGCGCGCCCUCCGCCGGCCCCGCCAGCGCAGCCUCCCCGCCCGGCGCCCAGGGCGCAGGCUGCCCCUGACAUGCUCUGCCCCAGCGAGGAGGAGCCGUCGUGUUAGUGCCCCGAAGACAAACGGACGCCUGGCUGGAGAGACACAGAAAGGCUCUCACUGCUGCCCCGACCCCAGGGUGGACAUCAAGGUGGCACCGGAUCCUAGGAGUCCGGCCCACAGCACUGGAUGAGAAUUCUGCUGUGGUCUAGGGAGCACUGAUCUGGCCCGGCAGCAUGGACUUUGUAAUGAAGCAAGCGUUAGGGGGGGCCACCAAGGACAUGGGGAAGAUGCUGGGUGGAGAGGAAGAGAAGGAUCCCGAUGCUCAGAAGAAGGAGGAGGAGCGGCAAGAAGCCCUUCGCCAGCAGGAAGAGGAGCGGAAGGCCAAGCACGCCAGGAUGGAAGCCGAGAGGGAGAAGGUCCGGCAACAGAUCCGGGAUAAGUACGGCCUGAAGAAGAAAGAGGAGAAGGAGGCAGAGGAAAAGGCGGCGAUGGAGCAGCCAUGCGAGGGCAGCCUGACGCGCCCCAAGAAAGCCAUCCCGGCCGGCUGCGGGGACGAGGAGGAGGAGGAGGAGGAGAGCAUCCUGGACACGGUGCUCAAGUACCUGCCCGGGCCCCUCCAGGACAUGUUCAAGAAGUAACAGCCCCGCGCCACCCGCCAGCCCCGGCCCACCCCCACACACUGGGGCGCACUGGACGGGGGCGGGGGGGAUUUUCAUUUAUUUUAUUUCAUUUGGUUUUUGUUCCAACUCAGUUUCGAAGGGAAGAUCCCUGAUGUGUCCCCUGUGCCCAGAACCCCUCACUUCUCCAGUGGGGCGGACGAGGCAACCAGACCAAAACCCAACCCCCCCCUGCUGAGCUCCAGGCAGCCGGAGCCCCAGGCCAGGCAUUGCCAGGAGCCCAGGGAUCCCCCUUCCUCCCUCGCCCCUCAGCCAUACGGAGUCAGAGUUCUGUUGUGCCAAAGUGCCAGCCGGUUGCUUGGCAAAUCCCCCCGGGCGUGGGAGGCGAACUGGGACCAAAUUCACUGCAGUAACCUCAUGUCGGGUGGAGGGUGGGGCAGAUGGCAGGGAAAGGCAGGACUCUGCCCGCUCUCCAUGCCCGCUCUCUGCCCUUCACUAACUUCAGACAUUCCUCAGUCCCAUGCUGCCUGCCUACUGCCAGGGGUUAGGGAUGUGCUGGCAUCAGGAGAGCACCCGCAGGCUGGGGGCUGUGCCCCCACAAUCCCGGCCCUGCCUGCAAUCAGCCCACGGAGCAAAGUAACCGUGGCCCGCUCCAGCUCUCCAGCUGGCGGCCGUAGAUGUUCUGCCGGGCCAGGUUCCAGGGGCCAUCCUGGGGGCUGGCGCGGAGGGGACACGGUGGGCUACAGGGCUGGCUCCCAGUGGUGCCGCCCCACAACUCUGCCCCUCCGCUGCUCUGCCCAUUUCUGUUGCAUUUUGUUUGGGCUUCAGGAAGAGGCUGUUGGGUCCAGCCCCUCCACUGGUGCUGGGCAGCCACACACUGCCCCUCGCCUGCUGCAGCAAGCACCGGGGAGAGCCCUGGAGCAGGGGCUGCAGUACACAGGGGGACAUGUGGACUCCCCAGAUAACCCUGCCCUGGGGCAGCAGGGCAGUUGGUGGGACUUGGGGGGCCAGAAGGAAAGAUGAGGCCUUCUCACCAUUCUGCCUCUGCCCCCAACCCCUCCGCGAGCCCAGGCGUGACCCCAGCCAUGCCUGUGCCCCGGGAGUCACGUCCCUCACAUGUCUCCAGCCAAGCCCAGCCCGCAUGGGCGUCCCUGGCCGAGCUCAGCCCUUGGGGGGUCAAGCCAAGCACCCUUUGCCAUAUUCAAGACCCUGCCCAUUAGGGCAAAUGGUUGGGGAGGAGAUAUAUAAAAAACCAAGGGCCAGAGCUGGGCCCAAGGAACUGGGGGUUCCUGCCUCCCCUCCAAGCCCCACUGCACAGGGAAGGGGGGGGUCUGGGUCUGAUCCAUGGAGCCCAGAGGGCGGACGCAGCACUUAGCCCUCCAGGUGCCCCCUACCCAGCGAUUCCCAUUAUAGCAGGGCUGCCAGCACCUGUCUCCCCAGCACUGCCCUGAACUGGCUGCAGGCAGCCCAUGGCAAGGCUGAGCAGCUUCCAGGGGGGUCCCACUCAGCACACUUCGCACCUUGGCCCUUGCCCACAUUCCUGCUAUGCCCAUCACUGUGGUAUCUGGGCACCCAUGCCCACUGACAUACACCAAGCUCUGGCUGGAGGGACCCGUCCUUCUGCCACGCUCAGCCCCUGCUGGUAUCUCUGGCGCAUGGCUCCCGCCUCUGGGUGCCAAUCCGCCCCUGCAUGGCUCCAGGGAGCUCCCCCCAUCACCAGGGCAAACCUGCCCUGGCUCUUCCCUCCACGGCAGCACCAGCCCGCCCAGGGACACAGGCAGCCUCUCUGCCAAGCCAGGCAGAGCGAAGCGGCUGAGAGCUGCCCGCCCUAGCUCUCACCAGCAGAGACAGUCGUCCCCCCACAUGCCCUGAGGCGGGUUCAGACGCCCGGGACUUGUCUCCUGUUUCCCAAAGGGGUUUCUUUGCUUGGGCUGGGAGUUCCCAAUUGCAUCCCAGGGUUUCCCUUUUCCAGGGGUUUUGUUUCUGCGUGCGGGUUGAGUUUGAGAGAAGCCACAAAGUUUCCCUCCGCGUCUGUGUCCUUCUCCGAUAGUUAAAGCCAUAUCAGUUAGACUGCAAUACUUCAACGCAUGCCAGCGAGCCGCGCCACCACGCUCCAAGCCUGUGCAAAGGAGCAGAACCAGGCGGGAUCCCCCGACCCUCAGUGUCCACGUCUCAAGCCACCAUUGGCCCAUGUGUGUUUCCGCAUUAGUGUUUGUGUAACAGGGUAAACUCCCCCCAACCCUCUCAUCUUGUCUGCUAGUCACUGCACCAGAUGGUCACCACAUGGCCCCAGGGACCCCAGUGCCGGAAGGGCCAAUGGGGGCCAGGACUAGGAGGGGAGGGCACUGCGCGGGGUGACGGCACUGGCCCUUUGGCACCCGCAUCCAGGGCUGACAAGAGCAGGGGAAUGGGGGGACAAUUGAGCUGGGGACCUGAGGCCAGGCGGGGGGGACACAAACAAUCUGUGUGUGUAAUAUCUGUGUACAUAAAGUGAACUGGGAGGGGGUGGGGCUGCAGUGACCAUGUGGUGCCAGGAUCGCACCUCUCCCUGUCGUGUGAUGGGCCUGCCCAUCACGCGUUGUGCAGUGAAGCACCAUGCAUUGCAGCACAGUUGCUGUGCAUUUUCCCCACGUGCCUGCAAGGAGGGAGGGUGGGGGUCACCUGCUGUGCUGCCCAGGGCUCCCCCCAGCUCAUUUCAGCUGCUUCCAUUGUCUGACGCUCCCACGGCUGAAUGGCUGAUGUCUGCAACCUGCAAUAAACACAAACUCUACCAUGGGGCAAAGGGCUGAUUCGCCAGACCCGGGCUCCCCCUGGGGUGGCCUGCGUUUGGUUUAUACUUUUACCACUAGACCGAGAGGUCUGUGACCCUCUGCAGAGAAGGGUGGCUGGAGCCGGCAGCGCAUCUGGCCUAAGCAGCUGCACUUCAGGGCCUGGUGAGACGAGGGGCCGGCCAGCAGCUCACAAGGCCAAGGCCCUUCAUCUAGGGUGGGUACGUGAGGACCCCCCUGCUCCUCAAAGGAGCUGCAGGCCCAGGACACAGCAGCAGGGUUUCUCCUGGUUGUGCCACAAGGGCGUUUCAAAGGGGCUCGAUUCUUGUCACAGGCUUUUCCUGUGUCCUGGAAACUAACAGGAGAGAACCGCCAAUCUUGUGUGUGUGUGUGUGUG
Molecule: messenger RNA, 3853 nt
Organism: Dermochelys coriacea (leatherback sea turtle)
Lineage: Eukaryota; Metazoa; Chordata; Testudines; Dermochelyidae
Gene: CPLX2
Product: complexin 2
Exons: 6
Coding region: 305-709 (134 amino acids)
Biological process (GO): regulation of neurotransmitter secretion; neurotransmitter transport; synaptic vesicle exocytosis
Cellular component (GO): terminal bouton; SNARE complex
Molecular function (GO): syntaxin binding
Source: RefSeq, a predicted model, not a curated record